Paramuricea clavata is the source of this 540-nucleotide messenger RNA. The record is from the annotation of a GenBank genome assembly. NCBI's taxonomy places the organism in Eukaryota, Metazoa, Cnidaria, Anthozoa, Malacalcyonacea, Plexauridae.
AUGCUGAGACAGCUGGGCCAUCUUAAUGCAAGCUACAUUGAUGACUCUUAUCUCCAAGGUGACACUAGGCAAGAAUGUAAAGAUAAUGUUUUGCAAACUGACGAAUUGUUGAAUCUGGCAGGGUUUAUUAUCCAUCCAGAUAAAUCUGUCUAUGAACCUGUACAAAAGCUUACCUUUUUGGGUUUUGUCAUAGACUCCAUUAAAAUGCGAGUUACAUUGACACCAGAGAAAACAGUUAAUUUAAAAAAUUUGUGUUUACAUACCUUAAAGCACCCAAAGCUUACAAUCAGAGAGCUAGCUCACUUAAUAGGCAUUUUGGUGUCCAGUUUUUCUGGAGUGCAAUAUGGUUCAUUGCAUUAUAGGUCAUUAGAAAUGUUAAAAUCUGAAGCGCUUAAAUCAAGCAAAGGAAACUUUGAGGCACUGGUUUCCAUUAAUAAUGAAUGCGUAGAAGACCUACAGUGGUGGGUUGAUAAUAUUGAAAAUGCUUUUAAGCCGGUUGAGAGACCCAAGGCUGAUAUCACCAUCCACACAGAGCGGUAG